GCCCCAAGCACCAGCUCCAAGAAUAGCCACAGGCUCUGCUUUGUCUGCACCCAUGAUCUCUGAUCUUUCGAAAUUGAAAUGAUGUACUCAGUGCGGCUACCUUAGUGUUGGCUUGUACGGAGUCGUGGAGCAUUUCGGCUUAAAUACACAUUACGCGAAUGCUGCAAGGGCGACGAUGAAGUCGGUCUUCUCAGACACUAUCGUGUGAUCAGCCGACCUAGAUCCCUUCACGGCACCACGGACCUAUCAAGGCAUUGGGCACCACGGCGAUAACCGAAGCAUGUGUCAUUCAGAGCCUUCAGGGACCGGAAGGCUUCCCGAGCAUGAACCACACACCCACCAUCGACGAUUCGCCCAAAUGGGGACCUGAGAUUCAAAUCGGAUGAUCUGAUGAAGUUUCCAGGAAACUCCUGUUCCACGAUGACUGUAUCAGCUGCUAUGUACCUUUCGAUAGCAUGACGGGUCGUAAGAUGGCUUCUUCAUAAACGAGCAUCGUACUGCCUGGAGUCAAGGGUGCUCUUGGUGACAUCGGCGUCCAUUGGGAGUAGAAGCAGCUCGUCACCAUGGAGAUGUCAGCGGCGCCGGCCAAUCUGAGUUCUCUUCCUGCAACAAAUGCGGUGGCAGGGGCGGCCGGCGGUGUUGUAUCGGUCCUACUGGGUCAGCCUUUUGAUUUGAUCAAGGUGCGGAUGCAAACGGAACAAACGAGCAAUGUGGUUCGAGUGGUCUCAGAUAUCUUCAGAAACGAGGGCCCACUUGCAUUCUACAAAGGCGCGUUGCUACCUUUCUUGGGAGCGGGUGCUGCUGUUAGUAUACAAUUUACGGUAUUUCACAGAGUGAAGCAUGCGCUAGAAAGUCUGAACAGCGCAAACUCGCCUCAAGCGGUGACGAGGCUGUCUUAUCUGGAUUUCUACCUUGCCGGAGGGGCGGCAGGGAUUGCAAACAGCAUAGUAUCCGGUCCCGUGGAGCACAUUCGGAUCCGGCUCCAGAUGCAACGACGGACUGGCAGUGCCAGGCUCUACCACGGGCCUUGGGAUUGUAUCCGGCAAAUAUACGGCACGGCGGGGGUGAAAGGUAUCUUCAGAGGGCAGGGAAUCGCCGUGUUGCGGGAGUUUCAAGCCUACGGCUGCUACUUUGUGACAUUUGAGGCUUGCAUGCAAAUGCUUGCUGAAGCAAGAGGCGACAGACGAGAGAACCUGCCGACCUGGUUGAUCGCGCCUUGCGGUGCCCUGGCUGGUAUCGGGUUUUGGGUUGGAAGCUACCCGCUUGAUGUUGUAAAGACCUUGAUCCAGAACGACGGCUUCGGGCAGAAUCGAGUAUACAAGAAUGCUUGGGCAGCCACCGUGCACACAUGGCGGCAAGGAAAGCUCCCGGCCUUCUUUCGAGGACUGGGUCCUACUUUGUUCAGGACUAUGUUAUCGUCUUCCGGCACGUUUGCCAUGGUCGAGAAUGUCAAGAGGUAUCUUCAAUAGAUCAGUCAUAAACAAUGGAUCUAGACAGGAAUGGGACUUCGUUGCUACUUCGA
Messenger RNA from Exophiala dermatitidis NIH/UT8656, 1522 nucleotides. Its product is annotated as MC family mitochondrial carrier protein. Lineage: Eukaryota; Fungi; Ascomycota; Eurotiomycetes; Chaetothyriales; Herpotrichiellaceae. Gene Ontology annotation, biological process: mitochondrial L-ornithine transmembrane transport. The transcript has 6 exons. Gene Ontology annotation, molecular function: L-ornithine transmembrane transporter activity. Bases 564 to 1469 code for a protein of 301 amino acids. The record is from RefSeq and is a predicted model, not a curated record.